Messenger RNA from Neopelma chrysocephalum (saffron-crested tyrant-manakin), 2792 nucleotides. It is a transcript of the gene SLC46A2, whose product is annotated as solute carrier family 46 member 2. Gene Ontology annotation, cellular component: membrane. The record is from RefSeq and is a predicted model, not a curated record. Gene Ontology annotation, molecular function: transmembrane transporter activity. Lineage: Eukaryota; Metazoa; Chordata; Aves; Passeriformes; Pipridae. The transcript is spliced from 4 exons. Gene Ontology annotation, biological process: transmembrane transport. Bases 647 to 2017 code for a protein of 456 amino acids.
UACAGGGAAAACAGGCACAGGUAAAAGGAAAAGACACAGUGACAUAUUUGUGUAGAAGAAAGGAAAAGGAGCAGUAAAGGAAUUCACAACUUACCUAACAAAUAGACACAGAACCAUCCCCUGUCCCCCCAGCCUAUUUUAGAGUCCUCUGACACAUGAAGGAUGCCAAAAAGUGAAAAACAAACAAAACCUCAAAAAAAAACAACCCCAAAAAACCCCACAAACCACCACCCCAAAUUACAGCAAUUACUUGAUCGGGGCAUUUUCACUUCCUAAUCUGUGAGAGAGAAGUUCCCCUGGGUCAUCUGACCUCUGUUGAAACUAAACCAGGAAGAGGAGCAGCAGCAGUCAGCGAGUGCAGGGUGUUCUCCAGCUAUACAAAAGCCUCUCCUGUGUGAGCCAGAGCUCAGAGCAGCACAGGGAUGUGCAUGUGUGCGUAUACAUAGCAAGGCGAGGUGCAAAUAUCCUCCCAGCCAGAUCAUCUCUUGCACAACUCUCCAAUCCUGUGCAGCCUGGCAGACCUUUUCUUUUUCCCUCUGCUGCUCAUCUCCAAACAUGCCUCUAGAGCAGAGCUUCUGAAGAGCUGCUUCCCCCUGUGCAUCUCCCUGAAAGCAGCUCUCUCCAAGAAGAGGCAGUGACCAGCAGCAUGGUGGGAAUGAUGGCAAUGAAGACAUGGAUUGAGCCGGUGGUUGCAAGCUCACAAGUGGCCAGUGCCUUCUACGACACAGCUCUGCUGCUGGUGGUGAAAAACUACUACAACCAGACCAAUAGCACUGCUCCUUCCCAUGCACUAGAAGAUGCUCAGCAGAAGGCUGUCUCCAAUUUUUAUAUCAUCUACAACCUUGUUCUGGGCCUGAGCCCGCUGGUGUCAGCCUACGGCUUGUCCAAGCUGGGGGACAGGAUACAUCGGAAGAUCCCCAUCUGCUUCCCUCUUCUUGGUUACUUGGGCUCCAAAACUCUCCUGCUCCUCCUGAUCCUGCUGGGCUGGCCAAUCGAGGUGAUGUAUGGGGCUGCUGCCCUCAAUGGGCUGACGGGAGGCUUCACUACACUUUGGGCAGGCAUCAUGGCUCUGGGAUCCCUGGGCUCCUCCGAGAGCAGGAGGUCUCUGCGGCUCAUCAUUAUUGAACUGGUGUAUGGCCUCGCUGGGUUUGUGGGAAGCAUGGCAUCUGGCUAUCUCUUUGUUGGCUUCAGUGACCGCUAUCGAGAAGGGACUGUGCUGGUGUGCUGCAGCAUCGCUUGCUACGCUUUCUGCCUCCUCUACAGUAUUUUUAUCCUGACAGUCCCCAAGCCAGGAGCCUCCUGCCCAGCCAAAGAAAAGAGUGCAGAAGAGGUGGGUAGCCAGCUACCAGCCCAUACAGGAGCAGCAGCAGCAACAGGGAGUUCCCAACCUUCAGGAGGCAGCAGCUCCUCUCUAAUAUCCCCCUCGAAACUCAUCAUCAUCCUGCUAUUUGUGGCAGCAAUCCUCUAUGACCUUGCCGUAGUUGGUGCAAUGAACGUACUCCCACUGUUCUUGCUCAGGGAGCCUUUAAGUUGGAAUGCUGUGGAGAUCGGCCAUGGCAAUGCUGCUGGGUACGUGAUCUUCAUCACCAGCUUCCUAGGGGUACUCGUCUUCUCCAGAUGCCUCAGGGACAUUACCAUGAUCAUGAUUGGAGUAGUAUCGUUCAGUGCUGGCAUCCUCAUCAUGGCCUUCGUGCAGUGGACGUUCCUGUUCUACAUUGCACGGGCAGUGAUGCUCUUUGCCCUCAUCCCCUUACCAACCAUCAGGUCCAUGUUGUCCAAACAUGUCGAAGGAUCAUCCUAUGGUAAGGUGUUUGUCUUGCUGCAGCUGUCUUUAGUCAUCACGGGAGUAGUGACAUCUACAGUCUAUAACAAGAUCUAUCAAAACACACUGGACUGGUACAGCAGCUUCUGCUUCAUUUUGUCUUUUCUAGUUGGCUGCCUGAGUCUCCUCCCUUUAAGCUUUGUGGCCAUCAAACAACGUUCAACCACUGGCUCCCUUCAGAUUCUGACUGAGUGACAGAGGCAUCUUUUGGUCGUUAUCAACUCUCUGAGCUACCGAAGUGGAAGUUUUGCCAAGCAUCAGUCCCCACAGUUACCAACAUUACCGAAAGCAUAUCAUUUUUAUUUCCAUUUCACAGCAUGCCACGGCCUCUCAGUCACUAAGCUCACCCAGAAAAAGAAGCUUUCCUUGUUACUUCUGCAGUACCUCAUCUUGCAGAGUAUGUGCAUUGGCUAUUGCAAACUAGCAGUCCUCAGAGCGUUCUGCUUUCUGCUGGGCUAGUUAGCAAUAGCACAGAGGGACAACAAUACCAAGCAGAAAUGAAAACACUGUUUCUAGGCACACCAUUCAGUAUGGAAGGAGAAAACAGAGGAUCGGUUUUCCAUUAGUUCCUUCCUGUCCAUUCAGAAACCUCAGGGCAGUUCUGGGACUUUGGCUGAUGAAACAGGGGACUGCAAGCCACAUGCAACGUGCACACAGCCAUCAGCAGAACACACCAGCUCUCCCGAUGCUACAGAUGUGAUCAGCACAGCCAAAUAACAUUACAUAGAAGACCAUUAAAUACAGAAAUACCACCAUAAAAAGAUGUAAGCUAAAGACUCUUUUAGUAAUCCCUACAAUAAAACACUCCUGAACAGAUAUUCGUGCCCUUGACUUCUGGGAAAUUGUCCCACUGUCCCUGGACAGUCCUUCAACAGAGCUCACAGGACUAAGACUCAAGAGCCAAUGCUGGUGUUUCAGCUCACACCACCGGGAUGUGCUACUCUUGUAACGUGUUAAGAACAGGUAUGCA